Messenger RNA from Phytophthora megakarya, 615 nucleotides. The record is from the annotation of a GenBank genome assembly. NCBI's taxonomy places the organism in Eukaryota, Oomycota, Peronosporomycetes, Peronosporales, Peronosporaceae.
AUGCCGUGGUGCCUCACUCAUGAGUUGACAGAUGAUGAUCAAGUGCGCGCAGGACGAGACUUGUCUCGAGCGAAGGAAUUCUUUGAGAUCCUGAAGAGGAAGAUCGUAUCCACUCCCCUGCUCAGACAUCCAGACCGAACGAAACCUUUUGUGAUCAUCCCUCAUGCGAAUCAGUGGGCUGCUUGCGCAGUUCUAGGACAGAUACAUGAUGGACUUGUUCAACCCGUUCGUUUCACGGGGCGUGUCCUGAGUGACGUCGAGAUCAAGUACCAUAUUGAGGAGAAGGAAGUCCUUGCUGUAAUGCGAGUUCUCCAUGUGUUCAAGAACCUGAUCGAAGGAUGUUCGCUAAUAAUCUACACUCGACAUUCAGUGUUGAAGUGGGUCAUCAAUUCCAAGACCGCCGAAGGCCGUCUGGUGCCUUGGGGCGUCGCUCUCUCACAAUAUGACUUGGAAAUUUGGAAGGUCAGUCGAGAUGAGGAUGACUUAGCCGCCAUUAUGGGUGCAAGUAUCACUUCCAGGGAGCACUUGAAUAAAGUCGCCGAAGCACUCAUUCCAGCCAUGGGGCACGUCAAACCGCCUCCAGUCGUGUGCUCUCGGAAGAGUACUCUGGAGUAG